ACAAUGACGGAAGAAGUUUUUCUACAAAGUACCAGCUAAGUCAGCACUGGGAAUGUCCAUCAUUCUGCAGAAAGACUCAUCCCCCUGUUGAAGAAAAUGGAGGAGACAGUCAUUCCAGGAUGGAUAACGAAUGUCAGAACGCAGUGAUAGACAAGAAAACUCCCUGAAGCACAAUUAGACAGCAUGACUUCUUAUUCUACUUGCAACACAAUGAACAAUCUUGUUUGUAUUGAAGGUCAGGAUCAGAAAUGGAAAAUUCCCAGUUCAGUAGUAAAUGUAUCUGGAAAAACAGAUAGAAAACCUCUUUCUGUAGAUAUUAAAGCUGAUUUAGAUGAAAGUGAAAUAAAAGAACAUGAAAAAUUGAAGGAAGAAUCUGAUCUUAUAAGAUAUUGCAAUAUGGAAGAAAAAGGGAACGAAGUUAUAGACAUUGAUGAUGAAGACAUUGAUGAUGAUGAUAAUUAUAUUAUUGUCAGUUUUGACUCUAGUGGUGAGGAAGAUGGGGAGAGUAAUGUGAAAGAAGAAGAUACUUCUUCAAAAGGACCUGAGAGUCAACCAAAACCAGGCCUACCUUUGAUAAAUAGCAAUGAAAUGACUAAUGAGUUCAAUGAAUGGGAGUUAACUUCUUUUUCUAAAGUUUCCUCCUUAUAUGAUGCUAUUGAACCUGUAGAAAAUAUAAUGAAAAUAUCAGCUAAGUAUGAAUGCGAUGAAACAGAAGAAGCUAAAAAGUCUACUUUAAAUGAAGCUGAAGAAAUUUCAGGAGAAAGAAAAAGUGAUGAAGAUUUGAAAAAUAUGCAGCUUUCAUCAGAAAUGAAAAGAAAAGAAAGAGUUUGCUUGGAUGAUGCUCAGGCAGUAUAUGAUGAUCAUCAGCCUCUUGUUGCAAAACAUGCCCACAGCACAUCAUCACCAAAAAUAGAUGAAUUAUUGAAAAGAGGAAAUGAAACUACCAUCCAGACAUUAAUCAAUCAGUUAGGUUUAAAAGCUGAAAUGAAGACAAUUACAAACGAAGAUGGCAGUGAGAAGCUAGAAGUCCAUUUUGUUAUGGAUGAGAAUAUCAAUCUCAAGGAACUUGCUAUCCCUCUGGCUCCUACUUCUGCAUCUUCAACAAAAAUCUCCAGUAAUGAAGUUUCAAGUACAAUUUGUGAUGCUGUGGAAUAUUUGACAAAGAAAGAGAUAUCAGCUCAAACAGACAUAGCUCAGGAAAUUCAACAAACAAAGAAGAGUGAGAAUAGUUCAUCUCGGAGUACAGAGGUAGUUACAGAACAAAAUGUCAGAACUAUUGAAAAACCAGCAUGCUCUGAAGUUGAUACUCUCUCAUUUUCAACAUUUGUAGAAAAUAUAAGAAAUCUAGACCAAGAGGAGGAACACAGCAAAAGGGAAAAAUGUGAUGAAGUUACAGGUGCUGCCUCUUCAGAUGUGAUUUGUUUAUCAUCAGAUGAAGAGGAUGAACCUGCAAUCCAUUCAGCUACUAGGAUCAUUCCUCAAGAAAUCAUUGAAAUACCAGAUGAAGUAUCAACAGAAAUUAACCAACCACCAAAUGAAGUAAAGCUGAGAGCACUUGGAAAAAAGUCUGUCAGAGAUCAGGGAUCGCAGGAAACAACCAAUCUAAUCGACCAAACAGAUGUUAAUUCCAAAAAUUCUCCAUUACAACAAGUUUCUUUAAAUUUGAAAAGACGCAGUUUGCUAAAAAGUAAGAAAUCACAUGUCACUGUUCCAGUAUCAACAUUGAAGAAAGUAAACGAGUUCGUAGUAAGAGAACAAAAUAAAAUGUCAAAUUCAAAUAUAUAUAAUAUCAAAUAUAUAUAUUCAAAUAUAUAUAAUUCAAAAAUAGGAGAAAUACGUCCUCUCUCAGACAGUCAUGCAGCAACAGUGUCAGCUAUUGUAGGGAGUCGGCCAUCUUCACCAACACUCCAGUCUCACAUGUCAAGUCCACUGAAUGCCAUUAAUAGGGAUCCAAAGGAUAUCACAUAUACUUGUUACAUAUGUAGUAAAAAAUUUUUAACACCAGAGCUUAUUCAGCAGCAUCUUAGGAAAUUCCACUCAUAUUAUCCCAGGAAUACCUCCUCCGUUUUAUCAUCAGGUUUCUUCUGCUGCCAUUGUAAUGAAGUAUGUGUGUCUUUACAUGGGCUGUCAAUUCAUGAGAAAACUGUUCAUGGUUUCAAAUUCUCAUGCCCCCUAUGUGGAAUACUACAGAAAAAUGAUGAACUUCUCAUGAAUCACAUAUCUGACCAUCUCUCACCAUGGGUUCUGUGUUGUUUUCUGUGUAAACAAGAAUUCCAGCAGCAUUCAGUAUUUAUGGAACAUGUUGCUCUCCACCAUGAGAAUAAAAAGCUGAAUUUAGGAAAGCUGUUAAAAUGCUGUAUUUGUAACAAGAUUUUUGCCCAUUUAGAGACAUUUUGUGGUCAUCUUGAUCGUGAUCAUAAAAGACUUUUCAAAUAUUCUUGUCGAGUAUGCUGUCAACGAUUUUGUACACCAAGUGCGCUUAGGGUCCACAGAAGUUCUUCAAUUAACAUCCUUGAUGGUUCAAGAGUGAAAAUAGCAAAACAACUUUCAAUUGACCCGAGUUUGUUAGAGGUUAGAGUGGAUGAGGACGUCUUAUUGAGAGACGAUCAUCGCCGGUAUUUAUGUAAGCAAUUCCGCCCAUCAAAUGAUACAUCAUUUAAGGUUAAAGAAAUGAGACGAAAAUCAUUGGACAGUAAUUCAAACACUACUGUUACAAAUAAAAGAACUAUGUAUCAUUCAGAAGUAUCAACAACAGAAAAUAGAGGGGAUUCCGAAAAUAAAUGUUACAAUUUUAGUAACAGACAAUCAUCAGUCAAUUGGGGUACAGUGAAAGACAGAAUUUUGAAUGAUUUUCCAAAUUUAAAUAUUGCAAUGAACAGAGAAAACAAUUCCCUGAAACAACAGUCUGUCAAAAAAUGCCCAGAAAAGAAUGCAAAGUAUGGUCAAACUGAAAAAGGAAAGCUUAUUCCAAAUUGGAGGAUCCUUCAAUCAAACAAAGAAGUUUGUGUUGGCCUCAAACGGAAAUUGUCAAAGAAAAAUUCCUCUGCAGUUGCUGAAUCACGCAAGGGAGAUGAGGAUACCCUGACUCCACCCAAGCAGUUGAGGCUUGAUCCACAUCACCAUGUAAAGGCAGGAAUGAAUGGCUGCUCAGAGCAAGUUCAGGAGUCUGAUAACAAAAGCACUGAAGAUAACAAAAAAUCUGGUGCAUCUUAUGAAGAUAGCCAAGAAAGAAUCCCUAGUACUGUUUGUGAUCUUAUUGAUCUGGGAGUAAGGAAACACAAUAGAAAUUCUAACCAUACUAAAGUGGAGAAAAAUAUACUCCAUGAUACACCGCCAGUAAACAAAUCAAAAGCAGGUCAUAUUCCAAAAGAACUGGAAAAUUCGACAACUGGUACACAUGUGUUGUUCAAAAAGGUUCAAGAUGAAAGGUCAGCUGUGGUAGAAGAUGGUGAAAAGAACUCAGGGUGUAAUGACAUGGACAGUUCAAAAGAAAAUGCAGGUCCUCCGGGUAUGAAAGUUAAAGACAAAAUCGACAGUUUGGAAGAGAAAAAGGAACCAUCUGAUGGGCAAAAAUCUCAGAGUUUUAGUAUUUCUUGCAAUAAGAAAAGCAGUUGUGAAGCGCCAGACCAUUCUUUGCAAAAGACAAAAACUUCAGAUGAAAGAAAUGUGCAUGCGUUUUCAUCAAAGAAUAAAACUUUAUUUAAAUCAGUGGAUGUAGAAGAAGUUAUAUCUGAUUUGAUAAGCUUUUGUAAAAGACCCAACACCUCAACACAAGUUUCAUCAAAUGAUGAUGAACCCUCAAAGAUCAUGGCUCCCAUUACUUCUGAAAGUAAUGAGUGUAUUUCAUCAGAUAAUGAAAUCAGUUCUGCUGAUUCUAAAAACCAUGAAGAAAUAGCCAAAACAACUCAGGCAGAAGUCCAAUCCAGAAAAAAAUCAGCAACAUCUGCCAUCUCAAAAGUACUUACUUCUCAAAAGUAUGUUUACAACGAAAGUGAUCUUGACAAUGCAGUAAAACGAUUGAGCUCAGUUGUUAAAACUAUUUCAAAACGAAAACUCAUUGAAUAUGGUCCAGCAGAUCCUAGUGAAGAGCAGACAAAAGAAAAGCAUAAACAUCUGAAAAUGAUACCAAUAAAAGAUCUGCUACAAAAUCAGAACAUGCAUGUUUCUAAAAAUUGACAGUUAUUAACGGACAUUGAUCAACUUGGGUCUUCUGAGAUUCUUAAAAAUACUACCUUGUGUAGUAAAGAAUAAUUAGAACUAAAACAAACAUUUUCUUUCCUAAAAUUAGGUAUUCUAAAACAUUGCUCAAGUUUGUAACAUCCAGUGAAGGUUACAUGAACUUUGUAAUGUAAAAAGACAUGCAGAAUUACAAUAUCUCUCAUUCAAUGGAUAUUUAAGUAGAUAUUUUGUAAAGGAGAAUAUGUUACUGUUAAUUUAGAAAUAUGACAUGUAUAAAAAGAAUAAUAAAAGUGAAGUACUUAGUUUUGAAAUCAGUUGCAUUUAAUACAUUCCGUAUGUUUUUAUGAAAAAUCUUACUUUUAAUUUUACAGUACAAUAUCAUUAUUAUAAAAUGUGAAAUAUUUUUGUUUGGUUGUUGAGUUUUGUAUUUACAUAUAGAUGCAUUUGUGUAUCAGUGAUAUUACAUUAUGUUAUUAAUGGAAUAA
Molecule: messenger RNA, 4664 nt
Organism: Saccostrea cuccullata (small rock oyster)
Lineage: Eukaryota; Metazoa; Mollusca; Bivalvia; Ostreida; Ostreidae
Exons: 4
Coding region: 184-4176 (1330 amino acids)
Biological process (GO): regulation of transcription by RNA polymerase II
Cellular component (GO): nucleus
Molecular function (GO): RNA polymerase II transcription regulatory region sequence-specific DNA binding; DNA-binding transcription factor activity, RNA polymerase II-specific
Source: RefSeq, a predicted model, not a curated record